UGUGUUUAGGGGCUGGCCUGGCGCUCAACUUCAAUUCAACGUUGUCGGUUGUUCAGGAGGAAAAUCAUAUGAAAAGAUACGAUAGAUGUGCUGCUGUGCUGUGUGUAGAAGAUACUUUUGCACCGUAUAUCGUGGAACAAUUCCCACUAUAUUCAGUCACAUUGCGACUUUGUUAGAUGACGGACGUAAGCUCUGAAAAAUAUAAAUUUUAUAGCACUUUUUUUUAAAGUGUAUAAUUUGUUUUGUUUUAUUUUAUCGCCUUCUUCUUUUAUAAGAGAGUGUAUAUUAACGUGGGUUUCCCUCUGUUUAUAUUAAAUUGACCGAUACACGAAAUUUUUGAAAAAAAGUAUCUGAUAGAUUGAAAAUUUAUUAUUAAAUGCCUAUAUCUAAUGGAACAGGUGUAUACUAUCUAUCAAACACAACAAAAUUAUAAAUAAACAAACGCGAAUUUUUACUGAAUUAAAAAAAAAAAAAGCAAACAAAAUUGUUUACAAAUAAAUGUGUUAUAUGUUUAAGUGGAAAAAUUAAAAAUUAAAUAAUUAUUUAUUUAAAUAAAUUAAAUAAAUAAAUAAUGAUUAUAACCAAGUGAAAUAAAUAAUAUUUCAAACAAAAAAUCUAUAAAAAGUUUGAAUACUGUUAACAGUGAUUUGAAUUGAAUCUGAAGUGAAUUGAUAAAUAAUAUACAAAAAAUCGGAAUAAAAGAUAUUGUAUCUUUUUUAUAACACACAACUGCUGACAAUUUGUGGAUUAAUUUUUUAUGGGAUUAUAUCGAAAAAUCUGAAAGAAGAUUUUUUGAAAACAAUUUUUUACUGUUUGACUGUUUUUCCUCGAAUUGCGGAUUAAAAAACAAAAUAAUAAUUUUGUAAAUACCUAUACCGAUCACCAAGGAAACCGGCAAAAAUUUUUGCUAAAAAGGACUAAAUGGCCAACACAGACAACAUGUGUUUGCAACUUAAUGCAUCGGAAUUAACAGCUAUCAUGAUGAAAGGAUCACAACAAUCCAAUGAUCGUGAUGCUGGUUUUUGUUCAGGAGGAUCAGAAGGUGGCGAUGAUCUCUCCAUGGAUCAUUCAAGACUCGAUCCAAGUAGUCCAACAGAUGCCUCUGAAGAUUCGGUGGAAGUUAAAGUCACACCCAUUACACUGAUUCGAAAUAAACGAAAAAGUACAGAACCCUCAAAAGUGAUAUGUGAUCGUGAAGAAACUGGACCUCUAAAGAAACGCAUUCGAUAUUCUUUGAAUGCUGCUUCCUAUGAACCAACAACACCAACAACACCAACUACAACACUCAACACAUCAACAAAUAGAAAUCACCAUCAUCAUCGUACCUCAUGGGAUUCCAGCCAACAACUGCCUCACGAAUUGAUGCCAAAUCCAGCUGAGGUCUUAAUACGACAUCCGGGUGUGACAACUCUCCAUCGAUUGCCAAUUCAGCAAGAUGAUGAUAUUCAAGAUGAACCUUUAGCGUUGGUGUUGAAGAAACCCUCGUCAUCGGAAGAAGACGAUUUUCGUGCUCAAGAUGACCUCUUUCAACAUAAAGAACUUCAUAGUCAUAACAUCACACCUUCAGUGGCGUCAUCAAGUGGCAGUAUAAGUGGAGGAAGUUUUAACCAUGAAGGUCGACCUCAGCAAAGGAAUUACAAGAACAUGACUCGAGAGAGGCGAAUCGAAGCAAAUGCCCGAGAAAGAACUCGUGUUCAUACUAUUUCAGCAGCUUAUGAAACUCUCCGCAAAGCAGUUCCUUCAUAUUCGAAUAGUCAAAAACUCUCCAAAUUGUCAGUUUUGAGGGUUGCCUGUUCGUAUAUUUUGACACUAAGUCGAAUGGCUGGUGAAGAUUAUAGUGAAGAUCAAAGUGAACCUUCGAUUGCAUCGUGUAUGGAGCAAGUGACGGCAACAAUUCAGACAGAGGGUAAAAUUCGCAAAAAGAAAGAUGAAUAAGUCUCCACAAAAUUGUUAUACGCAUCAUCACCCGCCUAUUUGAACAUGGAGAUUUUUUUUAAAGAUUUCUGUGUGGAUUUUUUUUUGCUGAAAAAAUUAUAAAAAAAGCGUAGUUGAAAGGUUUCAUUCAAAAGAUCUCAAAAAAAAACAAGGCUAUAAGACUUUUAUGAGAAAAAAAAACAACAAAAAUCAAUUUUUUCAAAAUCACAUCGAGAGGAAACAAUCUGAAUCUCAAAUCUGAUCAAAAAUCUCAAUUUUCUCUUAAUUUUUGAAGUGAUCUUGAAAAAUUGUUUAAGCUUUAAUUAUCUUGAAAUGUUUCUUAAAAACUUAAAAUAAAAAUAAAAACUAAAUUUUAUAUGUUACUUGCAUCGCAAUAUUCGACUUUUGAAAAGCUCUACAAAAAUUGCAAGUAAAUUUAAAAAUUUUUAAAAAAUUAAAAAUCCUACGCUUGUAUUCAUUAAAAAAAAUUAUUAACAUCAAUUUCAACAAACAAAAAGAAAAAAAAAAUCAUAGCCCACCCGAUAAGUCUAUUUAUUAAAGAAAAAAAAAAACAAAAAA
Molecule: messenger RNA, 2493 nt
Organism: Episyrphus balteatus (marmalade hoverfly)
Lineage: Eukaryota; Metazoa; Arthropoda; Insecta; Diptera; Syrphidae
Gene: net
Exons: 2
Coding region: 922-1935 (337 amino acids)
Molecular function (GO): DNA-binding transcription factor activity; protein dimerization activity
Source: RefSeq, a predicted model, not a curated record